CUCCUGCGUCUCUGCCUUUGAGAAGGAGACAGGCAAGCAGAGAGAAAAGCGCUACAGCGUCCAUCACAAAUUUGGGGAUCGGCGGGAUGGCGUCACUGGCGCCCGAACCUACUUCUACGCCGAUGAAGCCAAAUGCGACCGGCACAUGGAGACGUUCGUGAAAUGCAUUGAGGCCUCAGGAGGCAGCUCCGAAGACGGAUUCUCUGCCAUCAAACUCACGGCGCUGGGCAGGCCGCAGUUCCUGCUGCAGUUCUCAGAGGUGCUGGUGAAAUGGAGAAGCUUCUUCCACCAACUGGCUGCUGAGCAGGGCAAGGUGGGCCUGGCAGCCCUGGAAACCAAACUGGAGGUAGAGAAGCUGCAGGAGGCCCUGGCCAACCUGGGAAUUGCCACCAAAGCGGAAAGCCAGCAGUGGUUCGCGGGCGAGAAAUUGGGCCUGACAGGAACGGUGGACUUGCUGGAUUGGAACAGUUUGAUCGAUGCCCGGAUUCAAAUCUCCAAACUUCUGCUUGUUCCCAACCUGAAGACAGGCCAGCUUGAGCCGCUCCUGUCUCGCUUCACCCAGGAAGAGGAGAGGCAGAUGAAGCUGACCAUCGACGUAGAGCUCUCACGCCGGGAAGGCUGGCAUUUCGGAGCCAAGCUGGUGAGGGGCGCCUACAUGGAGCAGGAGCGAAGUCGGGCGGCCGAGGUGGGCUACGAGGAUCCCAUCAACCCAACCUAUGAAAAGACGAGCGAGAUGUACCACAGAUGCCUGGACUACAUCUUGGAGGAGAUCCGGCACAGCCGGAAGGCCAACGUGAUGGUGGCUUCUCACAAUACAGACACAGUCAAGUUCACCCUGGGCAGGAUGGCAGAUCUUGGCAUCCACCCUUCGGAGAACAAGAUCUACUUUGGGCAGCUUCUGGGCAUGUGUGACCAAAUCACCUUCCCUCUUGGUAAGGCGGGCCUUCAAGGAGAGUGA
Molecule: messenger RNA, 958 nt
Organism: Protobothrops mucrosquamatus (brown spotted pit viper)
Lineage: Eukaryota; Metazoa; Chordata; Lepidosauria; Squamata; Viperidae
Product: proline dehydrogenase 1, mitochondrial-like
Exons: 10
Cellular component (GO): mitochondrion
Molecular function (GO): proline dehydrogenase activity; FAD binding
Source: RefSeq, a predicted model, not a curated record